CUUUGUCUAAUGCAAGAAGGACAAGGAGGAGCAACAAGAGAGGCUGAGCUUAACGACACCCAAGUUCCAUUUGAGAAAGAUUAUUUUUAUAAAGAUGACACAGAGUUUCGUGCAGCCACCGCACAGAAAACUAAUGAGAAGCUUACACAAUCUCAUAGUAAUAAGAAUAUCAAAAUUAAGAGGAAGAAAAGAAGGGUUUAUAGGGAGUUCACCCUUGAUUGCACUAAGAAAGUAGGAAGUAAGAUCCCAGAGUACAAAGAUUUCCUUGACUCAAACCUCACAAAUCAUUUCUCGAAGCCUGUGUAUAAAUAAGCAACUCAAGAAGUUAAAUUUAAAGAAACCUCUGAGUAAAUAACAGUUGAGGAAAAAUGAAAUCCUACUUUGAUCAGGGCCGAUCAAGAGCAAAUAACAUCACUCCAAAGAAAAAUAAAAGUUCAUUGCAAGGUUAUAAUAAGCCUUCGUGAAGUUCCACAUUUGAUAACCAUGAUUCUAAAAUAGAAAAAUCCAGAAAGAUGAUGUUCUCUUCAAAGCUUUAUUCGAAAAAGGUUCGAAGGGAAGAAAAUAAGAGUAAUCACAGGUACCAAGCCACUAAGAUGAAGUUACCUUAUAUCAACCAGACCAACAGAGGAUCAGAUAGAUCCAAGAUUGCGUGGACUAGCAGUAAGUCUAGGGAACCGCCUAAGAGGUCUUAUCCUAAGAUCCACUUUCCAAAUAGUAGCACACAUAAGAGUGAUAGCAAGUUUGUACUCCUCAAGAAGAAGCAAGCAGAUCCGAAGAUAGUAUCAUUGAAGAGAGAGCAGUUUCAGGAAAUCCUUGAAAAAUAUAAAAAUAGUGCUAGCUCGAAGUUAAAGGUCUUAAAUAUGUCUCGCAGCAAUGAAGAAUUAUAGAUGAAGUAUGUGGUCAUUCAAAAUUCUGAGCAGUAUUUUCCUAUUAUGUUGUGAUUAUAAUAUGGUUG
Molecule: messenger RNA, 955 nt
Organism: Moneuplotes crassus
Lineage: Eukaryota; Ciliophora; Spirotrichea; Euplotida; Euplotidae
Source: the annotation of a GenBank genome assembly